Messenger RNA from Priapulus caudatus, 1213 nucleotides. RefSeq names its product oocyte zinc finger protein XlCOF6-like. The record is from RefSeq and is a predicted model, not a curated record. Gene Ontology annotation, cellular component: nucleus. Gene Ontology annotation, molecular function: DNA-binding transcription factor activity, RNA polymerase II-specific; RNA polymerase II cis-regulatory region sequence-specific DNA binding. Lineage: Eukaryota; Metazoa; Priapulida; Priapulimorpha; Priapulimorphida; Priapulidae. The transcript has 3 exons. Gene Ontology annotation, biological process: central nervous system development; regulation of transcription by RNA polymerase II.
AUGCGCACUCACACGGGAGAGAGGCCUUAUGCGUGCGAUAUAUGUGAACACAGAUAUACCACCCUCGGUUAUCUCAAGGUACACAUGCGCACUCACACAGGAGAGAAACCGUUUGCAUGUGAGAGAUGUGAAUAUAAGUGUUUUACGUCUGCUAGGCUUAAGUCACACAUGCGCACUCACACGGGAGAGAAGCCGUUUGCAUGUGAGAGAUGUGAAUAUAAGUGUUCUACGUCCGCUAUGCUUAAGUCACACAUGCGCACUCACACGGGAGAGAGGCCGUAUGCGUGCGAUAUAUGUGAACACAGAUAUAGGACCCUCGGUCACCUCAAGGUACACAUGCGCACUCACACGGGAGAGAAACCGUUUGCAUGUGAGAGAUGUGAAUAUAAGUGUUAUACGUCCGGUAUGCUUAAGUCACACAUGCGCACUCACACAGGAGAUAGGCCGUAUGCGUGCAAUAUAGGAGAGAAACCGUUUGCAUGUGAGAGAUGUGAAUAUAAGUGUUCUACGUCCGGUAUGCUUAAGUCACACAUGCGCACUCACACGGGAGAGAAACCGUACGUGUGCGAUAUAUGUGGAUACAGAUAUAAGACCCUCGAUACUCUCAAGGUACACAUGCGCACUCACACGGGAGAGAAACCGUUUGCGUGCGACACAUGUGAAUACAAGUGUACGACCUCCAGUGACCUCAGGAAACAUAUGCGCAUUCACACAGGAUAAAAGCCGUACGUGUGCGACAAGUGUGGAUGCAAGUUUACUGCCUGCAGUUCACUGAGUAGACACUGGCACUGAAAUAAAUUCCAGAAUAACGAUCCGAUGCAAUAUGAUAGUAUUAGUAAACAACCGUUUUGCUGUAGCGUUGUUACCUUACACCUCAUCGGUUAUUCUGCUGAAAUAUAAAAGUGUAUUCUCUACUGCAGGUGGUGUUUUUAACCUGGGGAGGGAGAGUUUGGUGCCUGACAAUGCCAACAUAUUAGUUUUUCUUUAGACUAACUAUACAAAGUAUAGAAGCAUAGCGCUGCCUCAGAGGAGACAUAUUGUGACCUAACUUCCUAAGGUGGACUACCGACUAGUGGUGCUGUAUCUUUAGUUUAUAGAUGAGCUAGUUUUACUGAGCUUUCUGGCGGAUUGAGUAGACGUGGAUUCAUUCUGUGACAUUCUGUUCGUUCUAUUUGAUUUUGUUCUCGUUUCAAUAUAGAUGUUGUUUUGUUGA